This is a messenger RNA of Dicentrarchus labrax (European seabass), 2361 nucleotides long. It is a transcript of the gene zc3h15, whose product is annotated as zinc finger CCCH-type containing 15. Gene Ontology annotation, cellular component: cytosol. The transcript is spliced from 11 exons. Lineage: Eukaryota; Metazoa; Chordata; Actinopteri; Moronidae. Gene Ontology annotation, molecular function: mRNA binding; metal ion binding. The record is from RefSeq and is a predicted model, not a curated record. Bases 139 to 1425 code for a protein of 428 amino acids. Gene Ontology annotation, biological process: cytoplasmic translation.
ACAUGUGGCCUAGAGCGGCGAGCGCCGUUGCUGUGUUAGCAACAACUGGGUAAUGUGGAGCUGACUUCCCAGCCGAAACAUCACAUUAAAAUACAUUUUAUUUGGCUAUACGCGUUGAUAAGCUGUACUUGAGCCAACAUGCCUCCGAAGAAACCCGCCCAGCCUGCGGGAAAUAAAAAAACUCAAGAGAAGAAAAAGGAAAAGAUAAUUGAGGACAAGACAUUUGGCUUGAAGAACAAGAAAGGGGCCAAGCAGCAGAAGUUCAUCAAGAACGUAACCCAGCAAGUCAAGAGUGUCAGACCGGGUGAUGCAGAUAAGACCAAUAAAAAGACAGACAAGAAGAAAGAAUUGGACGAACUCAAUGAGCUGUUUAAACCUGUAGUCGCCGCCCAGAAAGUCAGCAAAGGUGUUGACCCAAAGUCAGUGCUGUGCGCGUUCUUUAAGCAGGGCCAGUGUACUAAAGGUGACAAGUGCAAGUUCAGCCAUGAUUUGUCAAUGGAGAGGAAAUGUGAGAAGAGAAGCGUCUACGUGGAUGAACGAGAUGAAGAGCUGGAGAAAGACACCAUGGACAACUGGGACGAAAAGAAGUUGGAGGAGGUGGUCAACAAAAAACACGGAGAGGCUGAGAAGAAGAAAGCCAAAACACAAAUUGUGUGUAAGCACUUCCUGGACGCCAUAGAGAAUAAUAAGUACGGCUGGUUCUGGGUGUGUCCAGGAGGGGCCGAUGUCUGCAUGUACCGACAUGCCCUUCCACCUGGCUUUGUGCUGAAAAAAGACAAGAAGAAGGAGGAGAAAGAGGAUGAAAUUUCGCUGGAGGAACUCAUAGAAAACGAGCGUGCAGCUCUCGGUGCCGAUGUGACCCGGAUCACCCUGGAGACCUUCCUGGCUUGGAAGAAGAGGAAAAGGCAGGAGAAGGUGGACAAAGCGAGGGAGGAGAUGGAGAAGAAGAAGGCCGACUUUAGGGCUGGAAAAUCGCUAGUGGUGAGCGGCCGUGAGGUGUUCGAGUUCCGUCCAGAGUUGGUCGACGACGAUGAUGCUGAAGCCGAUGACACUCGAUAUGUCAGCGAUGAGGAGGAAGAUGAUAUGGAAGAGAUCAGCAGCACAGAGUUUCAGGACAUAGACUUAUCCCGUUUCGUUCCACAAGAGGUCGACAACACAGGCAUUACCGUAGCAUCUACGGACCGCUUCACCUCUAGGAAAAAGACUCAGCCAACGGAAACAGACAAUGAGGAACUGCUGAACGGAGCUUGCGGUGGCGCUGAGGCAAACGGUCUUUCGGGAGCAGAGGGAGGCGGGGAGGACGGAGGAGGGGAGGAGGACGAAGAAGAGGAGGAGGAGGAGGUUCCGGUGGAUGAGAACCUCUUCACGGGAGAAGAUCUGGAAGAGCUCGACGAGGAACUCAACACACUGGCGCUGGAGGACUGAGAGGGAAGCACGUGAGAGGGAGGGAGCGUGAGGUGGAAGUUAGGACGGACUUUGUGACAAAGGGAAGGACAGAUGGAUGCAUGGAGCUAAACAACAAAGAGACCAGAUGUUUGAAUGAUUUUAAAUUUCAGAGACUCCAGUAAUAAAGCCUGAUUAUAUCACGACAUCACUGCCUGUCUCGGCCCCCUCUGUUUUCUGUAUCGCCCCUCUCACAUCCCAACAUGUCCUCGGUUUCUUUUGUCCAUUGGGUGUCCAGAUGUCCACAGCAGGGCCAAUUAGGGUUAACCAGGGGCCAACUCCACAUGAAUGUGUCAGAACUUCCAUAUAAAGAGAAUCGGGCUGCUGUUGUUAAUGUGCACUUUUUGUUGCACAACGUUGAAACUGAAACUACUUUUGAUAAAUUAGGCUUCAAGUGCUUCUCUACCCGAUCACAGUUAAAUAUUGAAUAUAGUGAUUUGCAGAGUGAGAUAAUGUAAGGGCUUUAAAUUGAAAGCACUAUACUUUGGGGUUGUACUGUGAGAAAACACUUAUAAUAAUAAUAACAUUAUUAAUGGAUGUUUAAAAGAGUUGUUGUAAAUGGAAGUUAGACAAUGUGGGAAAUGAACAGGAGUGAUUCUGUUGUAAGAAACUGAAUCUGUUCUGCUCUCAUACCAAAAUAAAAGCUUUACUUUAGGGUUGCACUUUCAUCUUUCUGAGGAACAUUUCUUCUGAUCCAUUUCAUUUAGCUAAAGUUAAAGCCCUGUUGAAAAUGUCAUGCAACUUUUUGAAGGAAAAGUCCAGACAAGCUUGUAAACUGUUGGCCCUCUUUCUGAGACCAGAUUAUUGCUAUAAUUCAGCCCCAGCAGGGACACCAAAUGGUCCCAGUGUCAGCCCAGUAUUGUAAAUAAUAUUCUCAUGAGUUGCCUCCUGAAGAAAUAAAAGAUUACUGUACAUCCA